This is a messenger RNA of Poeciliopsis prolifica (blackstripe livebearer), 718 nucleotides long. It is a transcript of the gene taf13, whose product is annotated as TATA-box binding protein associated factor 13. The record is from RefSeq and is a predicted model, not a curated record. The transcript has 2 exons. Gene Ontology annotation, molecular function: protein heterodimerization activity. Gene Ontology annotation, biological process: transcription by RNA polymerase II. The coding region runs from base 144 to 521 and encodes 125 amino acids. NCBI's taxonomy places the organism in Eukaryota, Metazoa, Chordata, Actinopteri, Cyprinodontiformes, Poeciliidae. Gene Ontology annotation, cellular component: transcription factor TFIID complex.
UAUGUCCUGCUGCGCUCCAGUCCGACAGGUGGCGAUAGUGCACCGAUAAUUUGUUUACAAGUAGCCUAUGACAGACAGGAAGUAGAAAUUCAGACGCUCUGUUGUUGUCUCGCGCUUUCAGUUGAACAAGGCAGUUAAUAGUAAUGGCGGAGGAAGAGGACGAGCCGGGCUUCGAGGAGGAGCUGGAGGACGGCUCCGGCGGGGUGGACGCCGCUGGCCACGGCAGAAGGAAAAGGCUCUUCUCGAAGGAACUCCGCUGCAUGAUGUACGGCUUCGGCGACGACCAGAACCCGUACACAGAGUCCGUGGACAUCCUGGAGGACCUGGUUAUCGAGUUCAUCACGGAGAUGACCCACAAAGCCAUGUCCAUCGGGCGGCAGGGCCGCGUCCAGGUGGAAGACAUAGUUUUUCUGAUCCGCAAAGAUCCCAGAAAAUUUGCCCGCGUCAAAGAUUUGCUGACCAUGAACGAGGAGCUGAAGAGAGCCCGGAAAGCUUUCGAUGAAGCCAAUUAUGGCUCUUAAUGGACACACAUGUGGACACAUACUGCUGAUGCAUCUGAUUACAAUAUUCGUGAACUCUGUUUUAUUUUUUUCAACUUGACUUCCUCUAUUUCUCAGUGGCUUAGCAUCAUAGCUCAAUACGCAAUGCCAAAAUCUCUCAUAUAUUUUAUAAAGUUAUCUGAAACAGUUUAAAUAAAGUAAAUGACUUGUUCUUUUUA